GACUUCUUCCCCAUCAUUUGGCCUCCCAUUUUCGCCUCCUAGUUUCUCAGAUCAUUCACAAAAGUUAAAACUGUGUUUGCAAACUCUUUCUUUCCAUCUUCAGAGUUUGUAGCUUCUUUCUUCUCUUACAACUCAUUCUUUGCUAUGGAAUUUGCGGUAGCUGCUGCUGGCUCUAUCCUUUCUGUUUGCUUUCAGGGGCUUCUCGACAGGUUGAACUCCAUUGACUUGACGAAAUACGUAGGCCAAGGUCAAGUCUUGGCUCAACUCAUGAAGUGGAAAAAGAUUCUCAAAAGAAUUUAUGCGGUGCUUGAAGAUGCAGACGAGAAGCAGACGGCAAAUCGAUUGGUGGAGAUCUGGUUAUGCGAUCUCAGAGACUUGGCUUACGACCUGGAGGAUAUCAUUGAUGAACUUGCCACGGAGGUUCAGCAACGCAAGUUGGAAGAGGAACCUGUUCAUCCGAAGAAUAAGGUCCACGAGUUUUUCUGUGUUAUGUGUGGUGGGGGAAAUCUAAAUCUAAAUACUAUUAAGUUCAAUGUUGAGAUGGUUGCCAAAAUAGAGGAAACUAGUGCUAGAUUAGAUGAGAUCAUAAAGCAGAAAGAUGAACUCCGUUUAGCAGAAUAUACUACGAGGAGGGUGAGCCAUGUGACAGAAAGACCACCCGCAACCUCUUUGGUUAAUGAAGCAAAGGUUUAUGGUAGGGAGGAAGAUAAGAAGGCGAUGUUGAAAUUGUUGAAUGCUGAGACAAGUCACGCCCAGGUAUCUGUGAUCUCCAUAGUUGGGAUGGGAGGCCUUGGCAAGACAACUCUAGCUCAGCUAGUCUACAAUGAUCCCAUGUUGCAGUUUGAUUUAAAAGCCUGGGUGUCUGUUGGUGAAGAUUUUGAUGUUUCCAGGGUCACAAAAACAUUUCUUCUUCAACUGGGCGAUGGUGGUGAUGAUAAAGAUUUAAAUGUGCUUCAGGUAAAAUUGAAGCAAAAGUUGUCUGGGAAGAAGUUUUUAGUUGUCCUAGAUGAUGUUUGGACCCAGAACUAUGAGCAAUGGACUCUGUUUUGGGGUCCUUUUGAAGCAGGGGCUCCUCAAAGCAGAGUUAUCGUCACGACUCGAAGUCAGCAUGUUUCGUCAAGGAUCGGUGCCACUCAAGCAUAUUCUCUAAGAAGCUCUCACACAAUUAAUGUAUGUCUGUGUUUGCCCAGCAUGCUCUGGGAGCAAAUAAUUUUGACGACCAUUUGGAGCUAAAAGAAAUAGGUGACGAGAUUGUCGAAAGAUGUGGAGGAUUACCUUUAGCAGCAAAAGCUCUUGGAGGC
This is a messenger RNA of Manihot esculenta (cassava), 1301 nucleotides long. Its product is annotated as putative disease resistance RPP13-like protein 1. Gene Ontology annotation, molecular function: ADP binding. The record is from RefSeq and is a predicted model, not a curated record. Lineage: Eukaryota; Viridiplantae; Streptophyta; Magnoliopsida; Malpighiales; Euphorbiaceae. Gene Ontology annotation, biological process: defense response to other organism. The transcript has 2 exons. Bases 145 to 1233 code for a protein of 362 amino acids.